AUGUGGUACUGCCCGCGACCCGAAGGCGUCGCGGCUAACGCGUGGCAGCUUCUGGCGAUCUUCCUCGCCACGAUCAUCGGCAUCAUCACUCAGCCGUUGCCGCUGGGAGCGGUUGCGCUCAUGGGUCUGGGCGUGAGCGUGCUCACGAAGACGCUCACCUUCGCUGCUGCUUUCAGCUCCUUCGGCGAUCCCAUCCCGUGGCUCAUCGCGCUCGCAUUUUUUUUCGCCAAGGGCUUCAUCAACACGGGUCUCGGCAACCGCGUUGGUUACCAGUUCGUCGCCGCUUUCGGCAGCACGUCGCUCGGCCUGGGUUACAGCCUCGUGCUCUCGGAGGCCAUGCUCGCGCCCGCCAUCCCCUCGGUCUCCGCGCGCGCGGGCGGGAUCUUCCUUCCGCUGCUCAAGGCGCUGUGCCAGGCGUGCGGAAGCCGCACGGACGACGGCACCGAAAAGAAGCUCGGAGCAUGGCUCGUGUUGACGUGCUUCCAGACGUCCAUCGUGUCGUCAGCCAUGUUCCUCACCGGCAUGGCGGCGAACCCGCUCGCCGUGAAUCUCGCAGCGGGCGCCAUCGGCCACACGAUCGGCUGGACGGAGUGGGCCAAGGCGGCGCUGGUGCCCGGACUCAUCUCGCUCGCCGUCGUUCCCGCGCUGCUCUACGUCAUCUACCCGCCGGAGAUUAAGGCCAGCCCCGACGCGCCUAAGCUCGCGCGCGAGAAGCUCGCAGCCAUGGGGCCGAUGAGCACUAAUGAGAAGAUCAUGGCGGGCGUGCUGGUUGGCACGGUGGGACUGUGGGUGUGCGGCGGCGUGUUGGGCGUUGACGCGGUAACGGCAGCCAUCAUGGGGCUCAGCGCGCUGCUGAUCACGGGCGUGGUGACGUGGAAGGAGUGCCUGGGCGAGGGCGUGGCGUGGGACACACUCACGUGGUUUGCUGCUCUCAUCGCCAUGGCCAACUAUCUCAACAAAUACGGGCUCAUUGCUUGGUUCAGCCAGACCGUUGUCAAUCUCGUCUCCUCCAUGGGGCUGGCAUGGCAGCCAGCCUUCGGUCUCCUCGUCAUCCUCUACUUCUACUCCCACUACUUCUUCGCUUCCGGUGCCGCACACAUCGGAGCCAUGUUCGUUGCCUUCAUCUCCGUCGCCUCUGCUCUCGGCACGCCUCCUCUGCUCGCUGCCAUGGUCCUCUCGUUCAUGUCGAACCUCAUGGAUCUGACUGCACGCACCGCGCAUAAGCUUCAUGGCACCGAUGAUGUAUGCAUGAGAUCUGAUUUCCAUUCCGUCUCGUCCUUCUGUCGCCCUUCCUCUCUCCCAUCUCUACGCCCUUCCUUUCUCCCAUCUCUACGCCCUUCCUUUCUCCCAUCUCUACGCCCUUCCUUUCUCCCAUCUCUACGCCCUUCCUCUCUCCCAUCUCUACGCCCUUCCUUUCUCCCAUCUCUACGCCCUUCCUCUCUCCCAUCUCUACGCCCUUCCUUUCUCCCAUCUCUACGCCCUUCCUCUCUCCCAUCUCGUCGCCCUCCCGUUUCUCGUCCCCUCGCCAUCGGCAUCUCUCACCCUUUCCGCUCGCCCUCGCCCUCCCUUUCCUCCCGUCGCCCUCCCGUUCCCGUCGCCCUCCGUUCAGAUCGCCUUCGCGAUCUGCUCUCCCAUCCCCUUGCCCUCCUGUUUCCUUUCGCCCUCCAUUCAGAUCGCCUUCGCGAUCUGCUCUCCCAUCCCGUCGCCCUCACGUUUCCCGACGCCCCCACGAUCUCACUUCCCAUCGCCUCACGAUGA
Closterium sp. Naga37s-1 is the source of this 1758-nucleotide messenger RNA. Lineage: Eukaryota; Viridiplantae; Streptophyta; Zygnematophyceae; Desmidiales; Closteriaceae. The record is from the annotation of a GenBank genome assembly.